AUGUCAGAAAUGAGGAAAUUGAACGGCAGAGUUGAUGGACACCAAAACCCAACCUGUGCCAUCAGGGAGGCUGUUUUUUUUGUGGAGGUGACUCUGCUGGAAAAUUACUGCCUGCGUGCAGUGAGUGUGGGCCUGGGGCGGUACAGGGGCAGUAUAAAAGCAGGUCCUUCUUCUCACUCUCUCAUCCACUCCUCUCGCCUCCAUCUCCUCAGGAACAAGGUGCAUCUCCAGCCCCAAGCCAUGUCCUGCUACAACACCUGCCUGCCCUGCCAGCCCUGCGGCCCGACCCCACUGGCCAACAGCUGCAAUGAGCCCUGUACCCUGCAGUGCCAGGACUCCAGGGUUGUCAUCCAGCCCUCUCCCGUGGUGGUGACCCUGCCCGGACCCAUCCUCAGCUCCUUCCCUCAGAACACAGCCGUUGGAUCCUCCACCGGCGCUGCUGUUGGCAGCAUCCUCAGUGAUGCGGGAGUGCCCAUCAACUCUGGGGGCUUCGGCCUCUCCGGCUUGUCCGGCUUCGGUGGCCGCUACUGUGGAAGGAGAUGCUUCCCCUGCUAAAGCUGCUGCCUGCAGUGAGAUCUCCGCUCACAUCGGCCUCGUUUCCCUCCUUUGACUCAUUAAAGUUCUGAUGCAUCCCAGCCUGUGCUACUGUCUCAUCCUUUCCCCUGCAGGUGCCCUCCCAGGAUGUCCAGAGAAGGUGAUGUCACUCAUGGAUGGUUCUGGGAGGGGUUUUUUGGGGAUGGUUUUGCAGUGAUUGUCAGCACAGGCUUGUGUGGAUUGUGCCAUGUCAUGUAUCGAGUGAUCCUCUUGUUGUUGGAAUUGUCACCCCAAAAGAGAUCGGGAUGAAUUUUCCCCAUUUCACUCAGUGACAACUGUCCACUUCAUUGGGUGCAGGGGUUCUUUACCCUCAUAAAAUUCAACAUGGUGACACAAGUUGUCAUGUGGGAAUGUGGGAUUUACAGGACACAGGCACUGUCUUCCCAGGAAAGGCCGGAGAACCCAUCCUGACCAUAGCAUUGUCCAAGGGAGGAACACCAGGCAGUGGCCUUAUCUCUAACUCCACCUCUUCUGGGCAGCUCUCCUUCAAUUCAUCCUCCAAUCUGUAUUGAUAUUGGGUACUGUUCCGACCCAGGUGCCCUUGCACUUGUCUUUGCUAAAGUUGCUGAGGGUCGCAAGGGACCAUUCCUCAGGCCUGCUACAAUCCCUCUGGAUUGCAUCCCAUCCUUCAAGUGUAUCAGCUGUACCCUCAGCCUGGAGUCAUGCACAGACUUGAUGACGGUGUGCUGAAUCCCACUAUCUCUGUCCUUCAUGAAGAUUUUAAACAACAUUUGUGUCAGUAUGGAACCAUGGAGGACACCACUCAUCACUGGUGUCCUCUAGGACUUCGAGCCUCUGACUCGGUUUGGAUAUUGCCAAAGUGUCUUUGGUUUACUGUCACUUGCAGGUGAACAAGGCAACCAUGACUCCAGCAGAGCCCCUGGCAACCAGGUACAGCUUUGCUGAGCUUCUGCCCAAACGUGCCCUAUUGGCCUCCACGACUAUGGUGCAGAAGAGGUGGUGUGUCCACUGCUGAUGCUGGUUGAGCAUCAUGGGUUGUGAAGAGCCCUGGGCAGGCAGCAGCCCCAAAGGAAGGGUCCAAGAGCAGGGACAAAGAAAUGAGAAGAGAAAGACAAAUUCCUCUUGCCCUGGAAGUCCUUGUGCUGGAGGACGAGACGUGAACAGAAAAUGUCCACUUAGGAGAUCGGGAAAGACACCGUGGGAGGCAGGCUGCACCAGAGGGAACUGUCUUCAUAGCAGCCCAUGUGGUGCUGUGGCAAGAACAGUGCAGGUGACACAUCAAAGCUUUUGCUCUUGUUGCAUGGGGUUUGAACAGUCAAGGCCAUCUCUUCUUCUCAAUCUGCAUCCCUCAAAGAGGAGGCAAGCGCCUGGAAGGGGACACAACGAGGAUGGGUGACCUAAACCAAUAAAAGGGCAAUUCCCUGUCAUAGAACAUCACACUCAGCAGUGAACAGUGGUUGAGUGGGUUGUCAUUUAAACUGGCCGCUCACACUCAGUGGGUGAGUUGAUGGUCUGUCAAACCGGCCACUCUUUGGAGACCACAUCUUGGUCUGCUUCUGUGAGGUGGUGGGUGAUUGCCUUUGCGCCUCCUGGGUUUUUUUUCUCUUUUGUCCCUUCCCUUCACAGACU
This is a messenger RNA of Cuculus canorus (common cuckoo), 2184 nucleotides long. RefSeq names its product feather beta keratin-like. Gene Ontology annotation, molecular function: structural constituent of cytoskeleton. The record is from RefSeq and is a predicted model, not a curated record. The transcript is spliced from 2 exons. Lineage: Eukaryota; Metazoa; Chordata; Aves; Cuculiformes; Cuculidae. Gene Ontology annotation, cellular component: intermediate filament. The coding region runs from base 1 to 555 and encodes 184 amino acids.